Acanthocheilonema viteae is the source of this 837-nucleotide messenger RNA. NCBI's taxonomy places the organism in Eukaryota, Metazoa, Nematoda, Chromadorea, Rhabditida, Onchocercidae. The record is from the annotation of a GenBank genome assembly.
AUGUUCAAUUUUAUUUCCAUAUUUUACAAUAUUGCACUUAUUCUGUGGUACAAUGAAUUGUUUGCUAUCAGUCGUGAUGCACCGGUACUCAGUGCCGGAUUUUCCUAUUCAUACAGGCUCGAAAAACAAAUUACCAAUAUGGUCAGUGAUGGAAAAUUGUGCACCGAUCACUUCAUGACUCAUACGAUGAUUAAUGGCAAAGGAAACGAUCAAGGAAGAAUUAAUCUAACCGAUCAAAGAGUUGACGAGCAAUGUGUCAGGCCUGAAAAUGGCUAUAAAAGACAUUCCGCUAAAAAAUCUGCCCGAAAAGGUUACAGGGAAGCAAUUGCUGCUCAUCAAAAUUCAAACAAUUUUCAGAAGCCGUUUGUUGUGAAACGCUCGCAAUCAAUGAGUGAUUUAGAAUAUGAAUGUCAAGAAAUAGGACAAAGUUGCAGUCAAAAAAGUUACGAACCUGUAGAUAAUGGUCUUACAAAUUUUAUUCAUACGUCAAACAGGUCACAAGCAGUAGCUGCAAAGAUGACAAAUUCGGGAUGUGUAUAUCGUAGUGGAAGUUUGAAAAAUUUUAAAAUGCCAACAACCGAAGGAGUAAGGCGAAUUUUGUCACGUGAAGAGAUGAAUUUGGCAGAUAAUCUCCGAACAAAUAAUGCUUGUACAAUUUCUCCAAAUAAUAAUUUAAAAUCGUUAGUAUCAUUCGAUCCAAAAAGUAAUGUUCUCCUCCGAAUACAUAAUCAUAUUGAUGAUGAUGACGAUUAUGAUAGAGAUAAUAAUAGUACUUAUCAACGACAACAACAACAACAACAACAACAACAACAACAACAACAAAAGAUACCGAGAAAA